Molecule: messenger RNA, 5927 nt
Organism: Hyaena hyaena (striped hyena)
Lineage: Eukaryota; Metazoa; Chordata; Mammalia; Carnivora; Hyaenidae
Gene: TRIM66
Product: tripartite motif containing 66
Exons: 19
Coding region: 1956-5681 (1241 amino acids)
Molecular function (GO): zinc ion binding; protein binding
Source: RefSeq, a predicted model, not a curated record
AUGUCGCGUGACUACAAGGAUGGCCUCCGCCUCUUUCGGCUGGGUUUCCUGGCUGUCCCCACGAAAUGCCCGUGGCUCUGACGUCUGGGACUCGUGUUGGUCGUAACGUUCCUUCGCUCAGGCUCUGAGGCUGAGAGCUUUCGCAGAAUUCGGCGCUUGAGGCGCUGUGUGGUGCACGCGGCCGCGGCGCCUUGGCCCUGGAAUCCGCCUUGGCCUCCGUACCUGUCAGACGCCGCAGUUCUGAGUCGUCGGGCGCGCACCGCUCUGUUCUUGUGGUCUGCGCGGCCCUGGCGGUAGUGGUUGCUGUCUUGUCUCCCAGCCUCAGUGAGAAUUCGCGAGGCGCUAUUUGAUCCUCAGUGUGCUUACCUGGUGUCUCGCUCUACUCCCUUUGGAGUCUUUCACUAGACGUCUCCACCACCCACCGGCACCUGCUGACCCACACUCCAGAGAGGCGAUCGAUCUUCCUCCUUUGCCUUUGUGCUAUCAUCUGGGCCGCCACAGUUUGAACAAUCUGAUAUACUUCAGGAACCUAUAUACCUGGUUGCUUUAUGGUCCUUUUUAUCCAGACUCUAAAUAAUUUUUCUAACCACCCUAUUUUAAUUUUCACCUGAACCUACUUGACAUGGCCGUGACCCCUCUCCUGGACUAGAGAAUCCCUGCUCAAUCUCGACCCAAUGCAAGUGUCUCUUUUCCUGUGAAACUUCUCAGACCCAUUCGGUCAUUGUUGCUUACUUUCCCCACUCGUGCCCUCCCACAAUCUAGUACAUAGCUCUUAUAUAAUUCUUGAUCCACAUUUGUCUUCCGUACUAGGCCAAAUUCCUUAAUGGCUCAGGAAUAUUUUCUUUUAUCCGUGUACUCCCAGUUCCUGGCAUAUAGUACGUGUUCAACAAAUUAGUGACCGGAUGUAACUACUCUCACUUCCCUGUCUUCACUAAGUGGAAGAGCCAUCUCUAAAAUCUCAACCAGUGUUCAAAAUCCCAUUCUUUCAAUUACUCUGUGUGUGUAAUUAUUUAUUUUCUCUGCCUUGUUCCUGUCAGCUAAAAUGCAUUUUAGUGAAAAUAUCCUAAGUUCUCCCUGAACUGUCUUCUACCUACUACCCUGGCUUUUUCCUUUUCAGUCAAACUCCCCAAAGUGAAGUCUAUGAAUUCUGUGCAUUUCCCAUUCAUUGUUUAAUCCACUGCAAUCUAGCCCUCAGCCACACUACUUCAAUGAAAUUGCUCUUCACACCUCUGCCAGGUUAAUCUUCCCAAAACGUAACUUUGAUCCUUUCAACUUCUUGAUCAAAAAGUUGUAUAGCUCCCUAUUACCAACAGACUACGGCCCAUGUGCCUUUCCAAACCAACCUCAGCUUUUCCUCUUAUACCAGCUUUCUACUGUAGCCAAACUUGGUACAUCCCUUCUGCCUUUUGGCCUGUGCUGGUGCCAUUUCUCAUGCCUAUAGUGCUCAUCUUAUUCCUGAACAGAUAUCCUGAAUCUCUCUCAAACUUUAAGGCCAACCUUAUAUUCUGCUUCUUCCCAGAACACUCCAGUACAGAGUGAUAAUAGCCAAAUACACCUUGCAGUUUACAAAUUGCUUCUGCCUGAGAGGUUAACACUACCAGCCCCAUUUUAUGAACGAGAAUGAAGGAAUUGAGGCACAGAAGGUUGAGUGACUUAUCAGAGGCUACAGAGCUGCCAAGAUAUAGGGCCCGGGCCUACCUAGCCUUUAGUCUUAUCUUUCCAGAUCUGCUUUUACCUCAGUGACCACUCCCUCUAUGACCUCACAGUAUUAUGGUGUUCAUCACUCCUUCAGUCCUCAAUCACAUACUGCCUGUGGUCAACAAAAAGAGGGGUCUUGAGAGUCAGGGGCCAAGUCUAAAAAGAGAUCACCCUGUACUUGACAUUGAAGCUGGCCAGUAAGUACACAGGGAUGAACUGAGCUACCUGGAAACUACCCUUGGGAACAUGGUCUGUGAAUGGAGAACUGCUCCGAGUGCAAGGAGAAGAGGGCAGCACACAUCCUCUGCACCUACUGCAACCGCUGGUUGUGCAGCUCCUGCACGGAGGAGCACCGGCACGGCCCAGCCCCUGGGGGCCCGCUCUUUCCCCGGGCCCAGAAGGGCCCACCAGGAGUAAGUGGUGGUUCUGGGGAUUUCGCCUUGUACUGUCCUCUACACACACAGGAAGUGCUCAAGCUAUUCUGUGAGACUUGUGACGUUCUAACAUGCCAUAGCUGCCUCAUGGUGGAACACAAAGAACACAGGUGUAGACAUCUUGAAGAAGUUUUGCAAAACCAAAGGAUGCUUCUGGAAAGUGUGACUACACAGGUGGCUCACAAGAAAUCUGGUCUACAGACAUCUGCAAAACAAAUUGAGGACAGGAUUUUUGAAGUGAAGCAUCAACACAGGAAGGUGGAAAACCAGAUCAAAAUGGCCAAGAUGGUUCUGAUGAAUGAACUGAACAAACAGGCCAAUGGGCUCAUAGAGGAGUUGGAGGGCAUUACUAAUGAGAGAAAGCGGAAGCUGGAGCAACAGCUACAGAACAUCAUGGUUCUCAACCGUCAGUUUGAACAUGUGCAGAACUUCAUCAAUUGGGCUGUGUGCAGCAAAACCAGUGUUCCUUUCCUGUUCAGCAAAGAGCUGAUUGUGUUUCAGAUGCAGCGAUUGCUGGAGACAAACUGUAACACAGAUCCUGGCUCCCCUUGGAGUAUCAGAUUCACCUGGGAGCCUAACUUCUGGACCAAGCAACUGGCUUCCCUUGGCUGUAUAACUACUGAAGGUGGACAGCUGUCCCGGGCAGAGACUCCUGCCUAUGGAGGCUUACAGGGACCGCCAUCCUUUUAUCAAAGCCACCAGUCCCCGGUGGCACAGCAAGAGACUCUCAGCCACCCCUCACAUAAGUUCCAGUCUCCAGCACUGUGUUCCUCAUCUGUGUGCUGCUCCCACUGCUCCCCAGUCUCACCCUCCCUCAAAGGCCAGGUCCCCCCACCCAGCAUACACUCAGCUCACAGCUUCAGACAACCCUCUGAGAUGGCACCCCAACAGCUGGGGUCUCUGCAGUGCCCUACUCUGCUGCCCAGGGAGAAAGAGCUGGCUUGCAAUCCUCAGCCACCGAAGCUGAUGCAGCCCUGGCUGGAAACGCAGCCCCCCGCGGAGCAGGAGAACGUGUCCCAGCGGCCGGGGCAGCAGCUGACUUCCCAGCCCGUGUGCAUUGUGCCCCCGCAGGAUGUUCAGCAAGGAGCCCAUGCCCAGCCCCCCUUACAGACACCCUCUAUCCAAGUCCAGUUCGGCCACCACCAGAAGCUGAAGCUCAGCCACUUUCAGCCACAGCCACAGCAGCAGCUGCCACCUCUGCCACCUCCACCACCCCCAUCCCAGCAGCCGCCACCACCACCUCUACCUCCAUCUCAGCACUUGGCUCCCAGUCAGCAUGGGAGCCCUCAGGGGCCUGCCUGCUCCCAGAACAUGGAUAUAAUGCACCACAAAUUUGAGCUGGAGGAGAUGCAGAAGGACCUGGAGCUUCUUCUUCAGGCCCAACAGCCCAGCCUGCAGCUGAAUCAGACCAAAUCUCCUCAGCACCUCCAGCAAACCAUUGUGGGGCAGAUCAACUACAUUGUGAGGCAGCCAGCACCCAUCCAGUCCCAGAGCCAGGAGGAUGCCGUGCAGGCUUCAGAUGAGCCCCCAGCAUCUGAAGGUCCAAAGCCGGCUCUCCCUCUUGACAAGAAUACUGCUGCUAACUUGCCCCAGGCAUCCGGGGAAGAAACCCCUCCCAGUGUCCCCCCACUGGACAGCACCAUCCAGCACUCCUCUCCGAAUGUGGUGAGAAAGCACUCCACUUCGGUGAGCAUCAUGGGCUUUUCCAACACACUGGAGAUGGAGCUGUCAUCUACCAGGCUGGCAAGGACCCUAGAGCCACAGAUCCAGAGCAUGAGCAGCCUGCCUGCUGCCCCUUCCCACAUGGUACCAAGCCUGCUGAGUGGCACCCCCACAACUGUGUCCAGCCUGAUGAGCGUUCAAAACCAAGCAAUGCCCAGCCUGACAGUUAGUCAUCUGCAGACCAUACCCAGCCUUGUGCGUGGCACACCCCAGGCCAUGCCCAGCCUGAUGAGUGAUUCCUCCCAGGCCAUCACAAGCCUAGCAAGUGAUCACUCGCAGGUCAGGCCCAACCUGAUGCCUGGUCCCACCCAGGCUAUGCCAAGUCUGGCAACUUGUCCUCUGCAGAGCAUGCCUCCAGCUUCUGACUUGCAACCGGAAACUGGGUCCAGCUGCAGUCCUGGCUCUGGAAGAGCUGUAGGGAGCCUGUGCCCUGGAGAUGGGGCCGACUCCUCUCUUGCGAAUGCCCAGUGUAAGAUGGAAAAUGAGGAUUCUACCCUCUUCACGGACUCUCUGGGACAAGACUCCAGAACCCCUGGUCUGGAUGCUUCCAAGGAUUUGGAUAUCCCUUCAGAACUGGAGGAGCCAAUUAACCUCUCUGUGAAGAAACCCCCACUGGUCCCAGUGGUCAACACAUCCAUGGCUCUGCAGCAGUACCGGAACCCAAAAGAGUAUGAGAAUUUUAAAGAAGGAGCCCUGGAACUGGAUGCAAAAAAGAACCAGAAUAUCAGGCUCUUCAACAGCAAGCCUAAGAUUCCCUAUGUGCGACUGGAGCGGCUCAAGAUCUGUGCUGCCUCCUCGGGAGAGAUGCCUGUCUUCAAGUUGAAGCCUCAGAAGAAUGAGCAGGAUGGGAGUUUUCUGCUGAUCAUCGAGUGUGGCACUGAGUCCUCCAGCAUGUCUAUUAAGGUCAGCCAGAACAACAUGCCUGAUGCCAUCCAGGCCCCAAGUCUGGGGGGAAGAAAGGUCACUGUCACUUCUCUGGCGGGGCAGCAGCCACCAGAGGGGGAGGGUGCAUCUCCUGAAGAACAAAGACUCAUUCCUCGGGCCCCUGGAGCCAAGAAGGGGCCCCCAGUACCAAUAGAGAACGAGGACUUCUGUGCUGUGUGCCUCAAUGGGGGAGAGCUGCUGUGCUGCGAUCGCUGCCCCAAAGUGUUCCACCUUUCCUGCCACUUGCCGGCCCUGCUCAGCUUCCCCGGGGGAGAUUGGGUGUGUACCUUGUGCCGCAGCCUGACCCAGCCCGAGAUGGAGUACGACUGUGAGAAUGCCCGCUAUAACCAGCCUGGAAUGCGGGCCACUCCUGGCCUGAGCAUCUAUGACCAAAAGAAGUGUGAAAAGCUGGUACUGUCGUUGUGCUGCAAUAGUCUCAGCCUGCCCUUCCACGAACCUGUCAGCCCGCUGGCUCGGCAUUACUACCAGAUUAUCAAGAGGCCCAUGGACCUGUCGAUCAUUCGGAGAAAGCUGCAAAAGAAGGACCCAGCUCACUACACCACCCCAGAGGAGGUGGUGUCAGACGUCCGCCUCAUGUUCUGGAACUGUGCAAAGUUCAAUUAUCCCGACUCAGAGGUUGCAGAGGCUGGCCGCUGCCUGGAAGUAUUCUUCGAGGGCUGGUUGAAGGAGAUCUACCCGGAGAAACGGUUUGCCCAGCCAAGGCAGGAGGACUCAGACUCUGAGGAGGUGUCAAGUGAGAGUGGUUAUUCCACUCCGCAGGGCUUCCCGUGGCCCCCCUACAUGCAGGAGGGCAUCCAACCCAAGAGGCGGCGGCGACAUAUGGAGAAUGAAAGAGCAAAAAGAAUGUCAUUCCGCCUGGCCAGCAGCAUCUCCCAGGUGUGAGAGCUGGCGGUACAGCGAGCACUCUGGCAGCUGGCACCCCAUCCUGUUGACCACUCCUCCCCACCUUUCAGCUCAUUCUCUUCAGAUCGUGGAUGUGAGACGAGUCUUGUCGAGCUGUGUAGUGCUCUUCUUUGCCGUUUGCAUCUUACAACAUUCAUUUGGGAGCCGUAGUGCAUCCACUACAGAGAAGAUUUUGGUAAUAAACAGCAAAGAGGGAGGUGUUAGUCCCUAUUACCAGAAAAAUCA